AUGCUUCGUAGCAGGCUUUCAUGGCUGCUGCUCUUGGUGGCGUUUAGCUUCGUCUUCUGGUGUUUAUCGAAUGUGGAUGCGGCAGUCUAUCGAAUGCCCCUGAUGAAACAGACGAGUCGGCACGUCAGGAUGAUGCGCGAUGGUAAAUGGGCUGAGUACCGCCGUCAACAGCAAGAAAUGAACAAAUCAGCUGGAGUAUUAGUCCACUCGGAGAAGGAGCGAAUGAUGCGGCAACUAAGCAAGCAAAUUGGACCAUGUAAACGUAACGCAAAGGUAGAAAUUGAUCUACAAUCUACGAGAGUCUCAAUAGGAAUGUAUUCUGUAGCCAGAGAAGGCGUCUGCGUCCGUCUAGUCGAUAUUGAACACAUUUCAGUUAAUCGAUAA
Messenger RNA from Anisakis simplex (herring worm), 384 nucleotides. The record is from the annotation of a GenBank genome assembly. NCBI's taxonomy places the organism in Eukaryota, Metazoa, Nematoda, Chromadorea, Rhabditida, Anisakidae.